CAUCUCUUCUAUCGUUGAAAAAGGAUGAAGAACCACUUUACCUUGUCGGGCAUGGAUCAGCUUGGAGUCUUGAUCCAAUCCAAAGUCUCUGUACACAGAAAACUUCGUCCGGUUCAUCCCAAGAUAAAAAAAGUGUAAAUAUAAACUUGGUCUGGUUCACAUGGCAGAGGGACGUCAUGUGAAUUCAAAUCACAUCAAGAAGAAGAAAUGGAAAGGAAAAAGGAAUAGUACGUAGUAGCUCCUUUUAAACCACCGGAUUUGAAAUCAACUGGAUUUUGUCAGAAAACCUCCUUCCUUUCUUCCUUUCCAGUUAAUUACAAAGUUAACUAAUGGAUCAUCCGCAUAAUUACGGUUCCAAACGCAGUUACACAGAGAUUGCGGAUGUUGGUUUCGAUGAACCCGUUUUGUCAAAUCCCGACGCUUCCUCUCUCAGCUACUCUCAACUCCCCACCUCCGCCAUUAGAACUUUGUCCCAGCCACGCCUAGCAGCGGCGGCCACUGCCAGAGACGAUUUCCCAGAAACGCAACUCCAUGUGCCUCUGCCCCUGCCGGUGGAGCAAAAACUGAACAGCAUAUGUGAGGAGAAAGACCAGCAGCAGCCGGGCGCUGAUUUGAGAAGGAGGCUGUGUUUGCUAGGGGAGGAGAAGGCACUCGAACUCCUCGGCAAAAUUUACAAAAGUAAAAAGAUCCAAAACCUCAGUAAAUACAUCUGGUUCUGGCUCGGCCAAGAAAGGUACCAAUGUGCCCCUCGUUCUCGUUCUCCUUCCCCUUCCCCUUCCAAGCCUGGCCCUGCUGCUUCUCCGCUUCUUCACAGCCCGUCUUCUGCUUCCCAAAUCACUCCCGGUCGUCAAGGGAGUACUAGUGGAGGACAGAAGCAAUUAGAUUCCUAUUUCUCUGCAUCACCUUCGAAAUCUGCACGUACAUCGCUUUUUCAAGGCCCAUCAUCUGCUCUUCCUCUCAUCAGUCCUGUUCAUAUAGGAGAUACUACAGACAAUCGAUACUACUUGCAAUGUGGCAGAGCUUUAAACGUAAAUGCAACUGCAAAGGUAUCAAAUUACGAAAGUAAUUUGGAAAAGGAUUGUCGGAGUUCAACCAGAAGAAAGACUCGGCCCAAGACUAUAAUAUCUCCUUCAAAGGUGCAGGAACAAAAGAAUCAAGUCAUGAAUGAACCUCUCCAAGAUAUCCUUUAUCCUAAUGAGGUUGGGAGUUCAGGAGUUCAUCCCUCAGGCCCUUCUGGUGCUAAUGCAGAGCCUAAGAUGUCAAAGGAGCCUUUCACUUUCCCUUCGGGCAACAAAUCUCCUUCACCUCCUGUCGUCGAGCAAUCAAAGGUUGCUUUGAUAGAGGCUGAGAAUGUUGAUUUGCCUGUAGAGGUAGCAACAAUUCCCGAACAGGGUUCAGCAGCUCCAUCUUUACUAGCCACACAUGAAGAGGCCUAUCUAACUAUCAACCUUCCCCAUACCCCAGCAAUUGGAGUAGUGGAUAUUGACAGUUCGUCAAGGGAGAAAGGGAAGGCCCCUAGCUCGACAAAAGAAGCUCACAACACAUAUUUCCUUGUUCCUCAUUCUGUGCCUGAUGCUAGCAAGGAAAAGCCUAGCACACCCUCUCAGAGCAACAAGCAAAAAGAAAAGGCUUCUUCCUCAUCUUCCAACUUACCAGAGCAGCCAACUCUUCUAGCUGUGGUUUAUCCCAACAUAUCCCUCUCUGAGAUCUUGCUCGAACUUCAGAAACUCAAGCAAAAGGUUGACUCCCCGAGCCAGAAGCCAUCAGUCCAACAAGCUCAAGAUCUAAAACAAUCCUUCAAACACUGGUUGGAAGGUGGUUUUGAUGUCAACUUCCAACGCGACAUGCUUAAUCAAGCUGAGAGUACACUUGAGAAGCUGUAUGAGCUUAAUGAGAUCACCGAAGAGCAAUUCAAGACCUUUAAAUCCUUCUUCCAGUUUCUAAAGCAGUUGCAGGAACAAUACUUCCAAGCUGCCAAAGAGGCUGAACAUAUGCAACAAAUGAAACCCCAACACUCUGAGUUCUCUACUCUUUUGAAAUCUCUUAUUGGAGAAGGAACCGAAAUUAGGGAUAGUAUUUCUGUAGUGGACCAACAAAUUCAGCAGCUAGAGGAAGAGUUGGCCAAACUGAACGCUGAGAAAGCUAGCUUGGCUAGUGAACUAGCUGUGAAAGUGGUCGAGGCCCGAAGUGCAAGUCAACAAGUAGAUAUUUUGGAUGCUCAGUUGGUCAACAGCAACAUCGCAGUUGAAGAACCUGAGAGGCUGGAGAUUGACAUGAAGACUGUGUAUGCUAGGAUUGUUGCCCUAGCUAAGGAUGCUCAUUUGUAAUUUCUGUUCGUUUGUGUUUAUUUUCUUUUGUUAUUUCAGUUUUUGUAAAGCCACUUGCUGGCUAUCAAUACUUCUAUUAGUAAAAGUUCGCCUUUCUAAUUUUUUUU
Malus domestica (apple) is the source of this 2434-nucleotide messenger RNA. NCBI's taxonomy places the organism in Eukaryota, Viridiplantae, Streptophyta, Magnoliopsida, Rosales, Rosaceae. The record is from RefSeq and is a predicted model, not a curated record.